AUUUUUUAAAAUUAAAUUUCAGUUUUUCAUUGUUUCAACGUUCCAGGAUUUUUCGAAACCUUAGCUCAGAGAGAGAAGCAAUCGUGGUCUCUCUUCUAUGAGCUUUCACUUCGAUUCCCGCCACUUCUCUGCAACUAUAAGGAUUUUGGGUUGUUGAAGGAUAUGGCUGAGGUGAAAUCAGAGGAGUGUUGUCAAGAGAAUAAGCAAUCUACCGCUGCUUCUUGCUCCUCUGUAUCUGAAGGCAGUGGCAGUGCAAUUCACAAGUCUCCAGGGAUAUGUAGCCCUGCAUCCACCUCGCCCUCCCAUCGGAGGACCACUGGCCCUAUAAGGCGCGCGAAGGGUGGUUGGACAGCACAGGAGCUGAGUUUUUUCCUGAUAGAUCAGAAGUUCAGUGUCUGCACAGAUGGCAGAAAGUUCUUAAUCCAGAACUUGUUAAAGGACCUUGGACACAAGAGGAGGAUGAUAAAAUUGUUGAACUAGUGUCAAAAUAUGGGCCUACAAAAUGGUCUUUGAUAGCCAAGUCUUUACCUGGUCGAAUAGGCAAACAAUGUCGAGAGCGGUGGCACAAUCAUCUUAACCCUGACAUAAAGAAGGAUGCCUGGACUUUGGAGGAGGAAUUAGCCCUGAUGAAUGCUCAUCGUAUACAUGGGAACAAAUGGGCUGAAAUAGCCAAGGUCCUUCAUGGAAGGACAGACAAUGCAAUAAAGAAUCACUGGAAUAGUUCUUUGAAGAAAAAGUUAGAAUUUUAUUUAGCUACAGGAAGACUUCCUCCAAUUCCCAAGAAUAGUCCACAAGUUGCUGUCAAAGAUACAAUUAGACGUUCUGCUAGCAAAACACUACUUGUUUGUUCAAAUAAAGAAUUAAAUGCAGUUGUUGAAACAUCAUCUGAAACUACAGCCAUUAGUAAGCUAGAUGACAGUGGCAGGAAUCAGUUUGAGUCCUCAGGAACAGUUAGAGAAGUUGGUGACUGUUCAAGUGUUCCAGCAAAUGAAUCUGCCGAUUCUGACUGUGUAGAAUGCAAGCCUGGACCAUCCAACAUCGAUCUUGGCUGUAGCAACUCAGAACAAGUGUCAAGAGCUAAUUUUGGAAUAACUUACGGUCCAAGAUCUGAGAAUUCUGGACUCGUUGGAAACUCAACCUUUGACCAUUGUACAAACAAUGGUGACAUGAGAAUUACCAGGUUAAUUGGAACAUCUUCGCAAGAAAGUCCAACCUGUGGUUCUUUGUGUUAUGAGCCACCACAAUUAGAUGGUUCAGUUCCCAUAGAUUCUCUUUAUUUAAAUUAUAUUUGCCAGCAGAAUGAAUACCGUAUGAGUCCAACGUUGUCACCUAUUGGUUUCUUCACUCCACCUCGUGUGAAGGGUAGUGAAUUAUGCACCGAGACACCUGAAUCAAUAUUGAAAAAGGCUGCUAAUACUUUUCCAAAUACUCCUUCCAUAUUGAGGAGGAGAAGAACUGGAGUCCAAACACUCACCAGUCCUAGUAAAGUUUUGAAGGUAGAUAAUGAUCCACAUACUUCUAAUGAAAUAGAGAGAACCAAAUAUGAUUCUGGUUCUCGGCAUUUGUCUGGGAGUCCAGCAAGCCAUCACAAUGGGAUUGUCAAUGCAUCUCCCCCGUACAGGUUAAGAUCCAAGAGAACAGCAAUUGUCAAGUCAGUGGAGAAACAACUGGAGUUUGCCUUUGACAAAGACAAGAAUAAUGACAAGAGGAGCAACGUGAUAACUGAAGAUUGUCUACAUGAAACAAAACUGGUUGUGACAUAGUGCAUAAAUGGGAUUUGGGUUGGACUUACUCUUGAAGCUGGCUGAUUGUUUCUCUAUAUUGUUUGACAACUUUUACGAUUUAUAUGAAGAAAAUUCAGUGCAAGGGUCGCAAUGACUUGGCACUUGUCCACACUUGAUAGUUGGCUGUCAUUUCCAUCACACAUCAACAGAAUUCAGCAACAGGUAGGGGUCUGGUAUGUGUAGAAUAAGAAUUGAUAAAUUCCAUUUACUUGUGGAUACAUAUAGUUGUAUUUAUCAGAUUUGUACAGUUAUGCCUUAGGAAAAAUAAAUUUUCUGAAGUUCCAUCAAUGUUUUAAGAUUCUUUCAAUCCU
Messenger RNA from Cajanus cajan (pigeon pea), 2095 nucleotides. Lineage: Eukaryota; Viridiplantae; Streptophyta; Magnoliopsida; Fabales; Fabaceae. The record is from RefSeq and is a predicted model, not a curated record.